UUGUCGACUUUGGCUGACUUUGAUCAUCCAGACUUCGGUUGUGGUCGAACUCAGUGCUGGUUCACCUCGUAAUUUGGCUUCGUUUCUCCGUUACAAGACUACAGAAAGAAAUAGAAAGCUUUUUUCGCUUUGUGAGGAUGGAGAUAGCAAGAAAGUGUCCGUUUUUAGCGCGAGUUCCGUCGAAUUUCAUCCGCCAUGCUAGGCCUCCAGUGUUGAUGUCGUUUGCGGAGACUUGUCCAGUUAUGUCCCAAUUGCUGGAUACUAAGACUCCAGUGGCGCCUUUGAGCACUUCUGGGGCUAGAUCCAAGGCUGACUCAACUGCUCACCCCAAACUUGUUGAUGGGUAUGGAAAAUGCCCUUUCAUGAAAACUGUUGGCACCAAUCCACUAAUACCAAGCCAGGAAGUUACUUUGGCUGAAAGUAAAGACACUACUGGAUUAGAGAAAUGUGGUUUUUCCUCCAAGAGUUUCAAGAAUGACGCUGUGAGUGCAGUCAAAAAUGUUGGCUUUAACUUUGGAGGAAUGGCUAAAAUGUAUUCAACUCCAUCAAUCAAGCACCUCCCCUUUGCUAUGAGAGCCAUGUCAACAGACUCUUCAGUUCCAGAGCCAUCCCAAGAGGCAGAAGGGUUUGAUUAUGAUAAGUUCUUUGAGGCUGAGAUAGAGAAGAAGAAGGCGGACAGUACAUACCGUGUGUUUAAAAGGGUUAAYCGCCUUGCCAUGGACUUCCCUCAUGCUAAGACUUACRGUAGUCAAGCUGAUAGUAAAGAUGUAAUGGUUUGGUGUAGUAAUGACUAYCUUGGUAUGAGCAGACAUCCUGAGGUACUGAAGAUGGCCAGGGAGACUAUUCAGGAACAUGGAGUUGGUUCAGGAGGAACUCGGAACAUUUCUGGCACCACAAGCUUCCAUGAAUCCCUUGAAGCACAACUAGCAAGACUUCACAACAAGGAAGCAGCUUUAGUCUUCACGUCUUGCUAUGUGGCUAAUGAUACCACUUUGUACACUCUUGGCAAACAAUUGCCAGGAUGUCAGUAUUUCUCAGACGCGGGUAACCACGCAUCCAUGAUCCAAGGAAUACGUAACAGUGGUGCCAAGAAGUUCAUCUUCCGCCACAACGAUCCUGCACACCUUGAAGAGCUUUUAAAGGCAGCUGAUCCCGCGGUGCCUAAGAUAGUCGCCUUUGAGACUGUUCACUCGAUGACUGGUGAUAUUUGCCCAUUGAAGGAACUCUGUGAUGUUGCACACAAGUAUGGUGCUCUUACUUUCGUGGAUGAGGUCCAUGCUGUUGGUUUGUAUGGUGAUCACGGUGCAGGUGUUGGUGAACGAGAAGGUCUCGUACAUGAUAUGGACAUUAUCACCGGUACCCUUGGUAAGGCGUUUGGUGGAGUAGGAGGAUAUGURGCCGGUUCUGCAUCGUUGAUUGACACCAUUCGUAGCUAUGGAGCAGGUUUCAUCUUCACAACCUCUCUCCCUCCUGUCAUCAUUAACUCUGCCAGGAAGUCCAUUGAGAUUCUGGCCAGCGAGGAGGGUCGUCAGCUUCGUAGCAAGCAUCAAGCUGUUGUCAAGAGGCUGCGCAACAAGCUUGUUCAACGUGGUCUUCCUGUCAUUGCUGCUCCGUCCCAUAUUGUGCCUAUUCAUGUUGGUGACCCAGCAAAGUGUACCAAGGUCUCUAACGAUCUCAUGUCCAAGCAUAACAUCUACAUCCAGGCCAUUAAYUACCCUACCGUAGCACGAGGAGAGGAACGACUUCGUAUUGCACCCACCCCCAUGCACACCGAAGACAUGAUGGACCGAUUGGUGAACGAUCUCGCUAGUGUUUGGGCUGAAAAUGACAUGGAGUUCCUGAGUCCCCACUGCAGCAACUCGUGYGAUUGUCAGGAUCGGUGUAUUCGCGUCACUGACUUUGACUUCAACAAGUAUGCCACCCCCGUCAAGACGGUCAUCAAGACUUAGGUCGACCACCGACUGGAGGCUCUUCAUGCUGUGGUUUAUAAAAAUGUUGACGGUAGAAAAACAAUAUUUCGACUAUCACCCCCCAUAAAACCGUGGCCUUCCAUAUUGCAUUCAUGUUCCAACAAUGUAAGAUUUCCAGAGAAAUAUUACAAACUGACCAUGAAAACAUUUUCCAAGGAAGAAGCAURGUGGCUAGAGUCUCGUUACGAGACGUUAACCACAAAAAAACCUCUGCCAGUCUUUUUACCGUCAUUGUUUUUMAACCAGUUGUAUGUGAGCAAGCGACAAUACAAUCAUUCAAUUUUUUCCAAUUAUGAUUUGAGCACUAAUUUAUAAUGAUAAAACAUUCAUUUGAAUGUAAUUUUUCACAAAAGGGGUCACCAUAUAUAGAUAUAAUAUUUAGAAAUCAGUAKGGGCACAAAUAAUUUGUUUAAAAUAAAAUGUUUGAAGCAUUAA
Molecule: messenger RNA, 2405 nt
Organism: Exaiptasia diaphana
Lineage: Eukaryota; Metazoa; Cnidaria; Anthozoa; Actiniaria; Aiptasiidae
Product: 5-aminolevulinate synthase, nonspecific, mitochondrial
Exons: 9
Coding region: 138-1949 (603 amino acids)
Biological process (GO): heme biosynthetic process
Cellular component (GO): mitochondrial matrix; mitochondrion
Molecular function (GO): 5-aminolevulinate synthase activity; pyridoxal phosphate binding
Source: RefSeq, a predicted model, not a curated record